GUAGUCUCCAAUCUAAUAUUGCGAGAUAAAUAGGUCGAUUCCCAGAGCUGAGAAGGUUCUGUUAUGAUGGGUUCUCACAAUUCACCACAUUCUGUUAUAUAAUCUCAUUGUUAGGGAAAGCUAUUUCACCAACUAAGGUUAAUUCCGGCUUUUAGAUUGCUGAUGUCUAAUUAUUAUUCUCCCAGUUGUUAUUAGAAGACCAAUAUCACUCAUAAGUCUGAAUAACAUAUAAUCUGACAGUCACUAUAUCUCAAUAAAAAGCUUCUCCAAGGACCGGAAGCAUGACAGUUAUGAUUAAAAAUCUCUCUUUUUCUGAUAAAGUGAUCGCUUACCAGUAAACAUGGCUAGCAACAAAUUUUAGCAGAAGGUAACGAGACGGGUAAUUUGAUCAAUUCCGUAAACCUCAUUUCUAAUACAAAAAGUUCUCGAUUAUUUCAUAUGUAAAAGAGGCCAAAUACUGCUAUUAUAGGCAUCAUCGGUCAGGAUCUCUAAAAAAAUUGAUUUUUUGCUUAGUUAUACUCUAAGGAUAAGUCUCUACUGAACCAACACUUCAAAGAUUAUUACUACUCACAGCAAUUAUCUUGACUAGUACCUAAAUUAUUUUACCACAAAGCCUCUAUGCCUGUGCUGUAAACUAACUAAGCAUUUUUACCCUGCUGAAGGCUAUGAUUCUUUGUAGAGAGAAGGUUUGAAGAACCUAUAAAAAUAUUCGAACCCAUCACGGUUUUUGUAGACUCAAUAAGUUAUCUUAUAAUAUGCAUUGAAAUAGCCAAAUUUUCCGGAAACUUUUGAAUAUUAAUCAAAUUUUCCCCAACCCCUACUCGGGUAAAGUUAUUUGGGAUAAUAAUAUUAGAAAUUUGCUUAAAAAAGUAGGUUUGACAUAUUAUGGUUUAUUUUUCUGACAUCAAAUCUAAAACUUUUUCCUUGAUUACAUAUUAUCAAAAAUGGAAACUAAUAUUUUUACAGCAUUAAAACUAGUUUAGUAGGGUUCUGACUAGUAUAAAACUGUUCUAGAGGAAUCAAAUCGGCUGGAAUACUGAAGAAACAGAUCGUAGUGGGGUAGCAUGAUACAUUCUUUAUUUCACUUGAUUUAGGUAGACUGUAUCUGCCCUUGCUGCUAAAUUUCAAUUC
This is a messenger RNA of Moneuplotes crassus, 1131 nucleotides long. The record is from the annotation of a GenBank genome assembly. NCBI's taxonomy places the organism in Eukaryota, Ciliophora, Spirotrichea, Euplotida, Euplotidae.